Messenger RNA from Pyricularia grisea, 888 nucleotides. RefSeq lists its product as uncharacterized. Gene Ontology annotation, molecular function: GTP binding; GTPase activity; GDP binding. The coding region runs from base 1 to 888 and encodes 295 amino acids. Gene Ontology annotation, cellular component: plasma membrane. The transcript has a single exon. Gene Ontology annotation, biological process: signal transduction. The record is from RefSeq and is a predicted model, not a curated record. Lineage: Eukaryota; Fungi; Ascomycota; Sordariomycetes; Magnaporthales; Pyriculariaceae.
AUGCCCCGACAACGAAAUCCACGCUCCAUGUCAUCCACCGACCAGCCCCCGAUUCCGAUAUCAAUAACCAUAUGCGGCGACGGCGGCUGCGGCAAAUCAUCGAUAACGCUGCGUCUAGUCCGCUCCCAAUGGACCUCGGAAUAUGACCCCACGAUAGAGGACAGCUACAGCGUGACGCGCCGCAUAGACGGCGUCACGUACCACCUGUCCCUCACGGACACGGCGGGACAGGAGGAGUACCGCGGCAUGUGGGCAAGCAGCAACCUUGGCGCCGAUGCCUUCCUCAUGGUCUACGACAUCACAUCCGUCGACUCGCUCGAUGCGCUCGGCUACUUUAACGACCUGAUCGACAUGGAGGCCGAGACGAGGAUAGACAACGCCGCGCGGGCCGCCCGCGCCGGCGUCAGCCCCAGCAGCCUGGCCUACGACGGCAUCAGCUUACCCGGCUCGCCAGGAGGCAUGGGCAUGAGCGGCGCCAAGACGGUGCCGCCGGUCAAGAUCGUGGCGGGCAACAAGUGCGAUCUGCAGGAGAGCAGGCAGGUGCCGGCGGCGCAGGGCCUCGAGUGGGCGCGCCGCCGCGGCUGCGGCUUCAUGGAGACGUCGGCCCGGCUCGAGGUCAACAUUGAGGAGACUUUUGCGCUCAUCGUUCGCCGCGUUGUCGAGAGCCGCCGCCUGGCCGAGAUGGGCGUCAUGGAUCACGACGGCGGCAGGAUGGACAAGCGUGGCAUGACGAAGCCCCUGAGCCCGCUGCCGUCGCGCGACACGGAGAAGUCGAUAGCAGAGGAGCGGCAUGGUCAUCGGGGCCCCGGGGUUAGAGGCCCCAAUAUCAACGGCACCAGGAUUGGGGCGCGCGGCAAGGGAUUUUGGAGGAUGUUGAGAUGUUGGUGA